UGAAAAGUGAAUCAAAUUGAAUUGAAUGAAAAUUGUUGAGGAGAAAGGAUGGAUAUUAUUAGUGGCAUAACAACCCCUUGCGGGUCUAAUCUUGAAACUGGGUCAUUGCAACUAUUUUUAACUUUGAUAAAUACUUUAACGGCCGCUCAAUGCCCCCUUGGUUCCAAAGACUCCUAUCCGGAAGAUUAUAGUUCGAAUUUGGGUGACGGCGACGAAUUUGAUUUUAUAAUAAUAGGUGCGGGUUCUUCGGGUUCCGUCCUUGCCAACACACUUUCCGAACAAAGCGAUCGACUAGUAUUGGUUUUAGAAGCAGGCAUCUAUCCUUCCGCGAAUAGUGAUAUACCGUCAACUGCAUAUGGUGUGCAACAAAGUCGAGAAGACUGGAUGUAUCUGACUGAACCAUCCAACACUUCCUGUUUUGGUUAUAUAGACGGAAGGUGUCGUUGGCCUCGUGGAAAACUGCUAGGCGGUUGCAGUUCUAUGAACGCCAUGAUGUAUAUCAGAGGAAAUAAGGGAGAUUAUGACGAAUGGGCGGACUUGGGAAAUGUCGGUUGGGAUUAUGAAAGCAUAUUGCAGUUGUAUUUAGAAAAUGAACACGUGAUUUCACAACCCAAUAACAGCAAUGCGGAAUACGGGAAGGAUGGAUUUCAAAUCAUAAGUUGGUAUGACAACAAUAAUUUGGUUUCUCGAGCCAUCACUGAUGGGGCUAGCGAGUUGGGUUAUCCCACUCUUCUAACUGAAAAUCCUUUGAGCCCUCUUGGAUAUUUUCAGGCCUUGGUAACAAUUAACAAUGGGGUUCGAGCUAACGCAGCAAGAGGAUUUUUGGGUCAAGUAAAAAAUAGGACAAACCUGUUCGUCGCCACUAACGUAACUGUUACCAAAGUACUAAUAGACCAAGACUUAAAAGCGACCGGUGUGCAAAUCAAAGUUGGGGAUGAUCUUCUAGAAAUUAACGCCUCGAAGGAAGUAAUUGUAUCUGCUGGUAGUAUAAAUACGCCACAAAUACUAAUGUUGUCUGGGGUGGGCCCUCUAUCUCAUCUCAAUGAUCUUGGAAUUAAAGUCCUUCAAGAUUUGCCAGUUGGACAAAAUCUGCAAGAUCAUUUAUAUAUACCUGUACCUGUACAAAUGAAUGGAUCCGCGGUAACAAAUCAGCCCCGCUCAGCCGCAAUUGAUAAUUUAUAUCAAUAUUUUUCAUAUCGUACUGGCCCCGUUGGUACGUUAGGUAUGUCCAACCUUCAAGGAUUUAUUAAUACGAAGAACAACUCAAUUUAUCCUAAUAUGCAAGUAGUCGAAAGCUUUAACCCUCCUGGCGACCAAAAUGGGCUACCAGCAUUUCUCAGAGUUACAGGUUACUCACCAGAAAUUGCCCAACAAUAUGUCGAAAUAAAUCGAUUAAAUGCCAGUGCUAGCUUCUAUUCAAUUUUACUGAAGCCAGAAUCUAGAGGUAGUAUUUUGCUCAAUAGCACUAAUCCUUUAGAUAAACCUUUGAUAUAUUCCGGAUAUCUUACGGAUGAAAAUGACUACGAUCUGGAAACACUUUUGGAGGGCGUAAGGUAUACCCAAAGAUUACUGCAGACAAAUCCACUACGAAAACUUAAUGCGACAACAGUUCCCUUAAUACUUCCAAAUUGCCCAGAAUUGGAAUUCGAUACAGAUGAUUACUGGAAAUGUUUUAUCAGAACUUUAGGGAGCACUUUAUACCACCCAGUGGGAACAUCCAAGAUGGGACCGGAUUCGGACCCAACUUCCGUAGUGGAUCCAAGGUUGAGAGUUCGUGGAAUUAGUAAUUUAAGGGUCGCCGAUGCAAGCAUUAUGCCCAGAAUUAUAAGUGGAAAUACCAAUGCCAUUUCUUUGGCAAUUGGACUAAAUGCUGGCAAGCUAAUUAACGAAGAUUGGAGUUAACUAUCACAUUAAUUUUAUGUUUUGAUUAGUUUUUGUAUUUUAAUAAAUUUUUAU
Messenger RNA from Cylas formicarius (sweet potato weevil), 1956 nucleotides. RefSeq names its product glucose dehydrogenase [FAD, quinone]-like. The record is from RefSeq and is a predicted model, not a curated record. Bases 49 to 1902 code for a protein of 617 amino acids. Lineage: Eukaryota; Metazoa; Arthropoda; Insecta; Coleoptera; Brentidae. Gene Ontology annotation, molecular function: ecdysone oxidase activity; flavin adenine dinucleotide binding. The transcript has 8 exons.